Molecule: messenger RNA, 369 nt
Organism: Cladocopium goreaui
Lineage: Eukaryota; Dinophyceae; Suessiales; Symbiodiniaceae
Source: the annotation of a GenBank genome assembly
AUGAAUGCUCCAAACUUCUGGACGAUGAAGGAGCUCGAAGGCCCGGCAUUGUCAUGGCUGUGGAUGCUGCAACUGCUGCAACGGCCAUCCGGCGGGAAAAAAAACACCGGUUGGGCCAGGGAGAAGCCACGGCGAAAUGGCGGGGUUUUCCAAUUGAAGCACCGGCGCUUGUUCUCAGGUGCUGUACCCCCAGAGGAUAGUGGUCCUGCUCCUUGCAGUGAUCGGCGGACCCCUGGUCAUGAUUGUCCUUCAGCAACGGAGUAUCCUUUACAGGCCUUGAGAUGGCAACCUUCGCCAGAUCAGUGGGUUGGAUCGACCAAGAUACAGUACCCCGCCCCCCCCAAAAAAAUUGCUGGGCACCUUCAGUAG